UUAUAGCAGCAAAUUUAAUCGAAUUACCCAUCAAAAAUAUUUCCUCAUCAUGUUGUGUUCCCCCUUAAAAGACCACCACUUAAUGACUCCAAAUAUAUCAACUUUUUUGUCUAAUAAACCAAUUUUUUUGCUUAUUCUUUUGCAGCGGCCCGACAACGAUUUAGUGUUCGACGACAGUGCAUUAAGUGAUGAUAAAUUAUCCGCUGUCAAUACAAAUCAUGAAAAUUUACGAACAAAAAUAGUUAAUAAGCGUAGUGUUAGUGAUCCUAGUGAUAUAAAUAAUGAAAAUGUUGGCCUUUGGCAGCGAUUAAAGCGCGGCGUUAAAAAUAUAUUCGGUAUUAAAAAUAAUGAUGAGAAUAGCGAGAAAGCUCAUCAGCAGGAUGUAGAAAUUCCAAAAGUUGAGGAAUUGAGAGCUGUACCAGCACAAAAGUCACAGUCACAACAUGAAACCUCAAAAAAUUUACAAGAUAAUACAUUGAGAAGGAAAAGGCAUAGGAAUGAUGAUGAAGAUGAUGACGACGAGGAUGAUGAUGAAGACAAUGAGAUUAAUGGAUCUGGUGAACAUGAUAAUGACACGAUACCGGACAUUGAGGAUAAAUUGAUUAUUGAUCUGCCUCAUGUUGAUGAUUCUAAGAGAUUCCGACUUAAUCUACUUAUUAAUGAAAUGUGGAAUGAAAACCUUAAUGACCACAGCAGCGAUGAAUUCAAAACGCUCGCCUUAUCAGUAAAGAAAAACAUUGAGAAUUGGUACAAAAAGACGACGAAUAACUCGAUCAUGGCAUCACUUACCAAUAUUGAGAAACGAGACAUGUUUGAGUCAUACUUGUCAAUUAACAUUGCAUCAGAACUGCCAAAAAUUGUCGGAAAUGAUUUACGGGAUUUACUUUACAAACAAAUCAAUGAGCAGCGAGUUUUUGAGGACAUGCACGUUGAUCCACGUGACUUUAUAUUGAGACCAAUUACAGAAUCACCGACAUUAGAGCUGACACAUGAACCGAAAAAGCAAGAGGAUAUGCAAGAAUUACUAGCUAGUCUCGGAUCACAGGAAGAACAUUACCAAGAAGAAGACCAUCAUGAUGGUGAUUACGAUGAAUCUUGUGAUGAAAAUAAGGAAUUUACAUGUUUAUCGAAUGCAAAGUGCAUACCACUUAAUGAGAGAUGUGAUGGAGAUGCUCAAUGCUCAGAUGGAUCUGAUGAGCAAGAUUGUAGUAGUAAAAGUACAGAAAGUGAAUAUAAUGAAAGCAUGCCGGCGAUUAAAAUGCCUGAUGAUAAAACAAAUGAGGAGGAAGACGACGAAGAUGAUUUUAUUGAAAGGGAUGAGGAAGGUGAAAAGCUCGAUGAAGAGCAGGAAGAAGAAAUUGAGACACCAACGACACCAUUUUCAGAACCAGAAGAAGAAUUGGUUCAUGAAAUUGACAGUGGAAAGACUUCACAUGAAGAUGAAGAACUUCUUAUUCCACUUGAAACGCCAAAGCCUAUUGUUGAUGAAUCAACUCCAGGAGCAAUCCUUGGAGAAGAUGGACCGCCUGAUAAUGAUGAUGAAAAUAAUUUAUCUAUAGAUAAUAAACUUGCUGGGGAGUCAGCUGAACAUGAAGCUAAUGAAGUUCCAAUACCAAAAAUCAACGAUACAUGCCGUGGUGAUGAUAAAUUUAAAUGCAAUGAUGGACGAUUAAUUAUUUGUGAGGUUCAAAAAUGCGAUGGCGUUAAGAAUUGUCCAAAUGGCGAGGAUGAGGAAAAUUGUCCAACAGGAACAGAUCCGGAUGAUGAGGACAUUGAAAGUGGAGAUUUUGAAAUUGAAACUUUUAAUCCUUUGGAAAUAUCGACAGAGAAACCUCAUGUUGAGGAUGAGGAUGAUAAAAAAGAGACAAUUCCUACUGAUUAUGAUGAUGAAGUUGAGGAAGUUACAGAUAAGCCUGAGGAAAAACUUAUUGAAUGUGGCGAUAACGAAUUUAACUGCGACGUCACGCGCUGCAUAUCUCUCGAUAAACAUUGCGAUGGAACUGCAGACUGCACAGACGGAACCGACGAAAGCAACUGUCCUGCUCCAACUACACAGCAUAUCGAUAUUGGUGAGUUUUUUUUUUGA
Chironomus riparius is the source of this 2086-nucleotide messenger RNA. NCBI's taxonomy places the organism in Eukaryota, Metazoa, Arthropoda, Insecta, Diptera, Chironomidae. The record is from the annotation of a GenBank genome assembly.